Scutellospora calospora is the source of this 690-nucleotide messenger RNA. The record is from the annotation of a GenBank genome assembly. Lineage: Eukaryota; Fungi; Glomeromycota; Glomeromycetes; Diversisporales; Gigasporaceae.
AUGACAGUUUCUAUUUCUACUGGUUUGUCUAUUCUUAAAAAAGGUGAUUAUUCAAAUAAAUGUCCAUUGAGAGUUUCAGUAGUAGGGGUUCCUCAAGAAUCUCCGCAAGUUAUUGGAAAUAAUGAGAAUGCUAUUUUUGGUGUUUUAAUAAGUGAUUAUGUUAGUCAGGAAUUUAACUUUGCUGUUAAAGAAUCAUUAAUUUUUGUUGUAGGACAGUUGGAGGUUAUUGAAAAUGAUUUUUAUAUAUAUGCUAAGAAUAUUAAUUUUAUCAAUAUUCAGCAUUUAUUUAAGCAAAAAGGUGCUAAUCGUAGUGGUUUUUGUGAUUCAUUAGAUUCUGGUAAUAUAACUCAAUUCAAACUUAUUGCUACUCAUCAUAAUAUUAUUGAAAACUUGAAAGAAGUUUCCGAUAUUAAGAAAUUUGUAGUUUUGAAUAAUUUUGUUAAUAAUAAUGAAUCUGGUUCAUCUUUAGAUAGUUCUUCAAAACGUGUAAGGAUUGAGUUAUUAGAAGAAUCAACGAAAAAUUUUGUUGAUGUUGAGAAAGAUAAUUUGCAAAUUGAGAAUGUUGAUGAGAAAUAUCAUAAAAGUAAUCAUGGUAAUAAGGGAGGUAAAAAUUAUAUGGGUCAGUCUUUGUGUAGUACUUCACAAUUAUCUGAACAUAGUAUUGAAGCUACUAAUAAUGAAAAAGAAUAA